CUUGAAUAUAUCAACACAAUUAUUUACGGCCCCGCAGCGCUCUUUGUCAAAUCCGCCUUACUCCUUAUGGUCGCUCGAGUCUUUGCACCUCAUCGACACAGGAUUCGCUUUAUCUAUGGGUUUAUACUAUGCCUCUUCUGCUAUUACAUUGCUGUCCUUAUCGCAAAAGCUGUAGUUUGCACCCCUGUAUCUUCAUACUGGGAGAGCCCACCAAACGCUGCGGGAAAAUGCAUCAAUCAGAGGGCUCUUUUCAUAACGGAUUGUGUUGUGGGCCUGGUGACAGAUGCUACCAUUCUCGUCCUACCGCUUCCGUUGGUAUGGAUAUUGCAUAUGUCUAGGGGAAAAAAAAUAAGGAUAAUUGCUCUCCUUGGUGCUGGUGGCGUUGCUACUCUCUUCAGCUUAUAUCGUCUAGUCAUACUAUUUGAGCCGGCAUCGCAGGAUCCAACCCGACUUUUUGUACGACUAGCUAUGACCGGGUCCGCCGAAAUUGCUACUGGAUUAAUAUGUUCGUGCCUGCCUGGGGCAAACAUGUUCAUGACGAAGAUAAUAGAAAAGGGAUUCAAGUGGCGGAGAGAUUCCAAUAGCUACCAGAAUAGCACACACAUCCAGAAUACGACACCUGGCCAUUCAUUACCAUCCCGCCCGGAGAUGGUGAGAUUGUCGUCCUUGGGAACAGAAGGAUUCGAAUUUGAGCCUUGCCCACUGACUACUGUUGUAUCUGGGCCACCAAGCAGAAGGCUCUCAGGCUCUCAGGAGAUAUUAACGGACGACAGUGAACAGCAAGUUAUUUCUGGAAUCCAGGUCAAUCUCACAAUGGUACAAACAAUAGUAAACCUGCAGGAGACAGGUAAAUAA
Molecule: messenger RNA, 855 nt
Organism: Talaromyces proteolyticus
Lineage: Eukaryota; Fungi; Ascomycota; Eurotiomycetes; Eurotiales; Trichocomaceae
Exons: 2
Source: RefSeq, a predicted model, not a curated record